AUGGCACACAAUGAUGGGAAUAAUGAGGUUCCCGAGGUUGUUCAAAAUCAGGCUCAAAAUCAUGCUGCCAGGCGAUUGAGAGACUAUGUACUGCCCACUAUAACGGGAGUACAAAACUGUAUAAAACCUCCAGCUGUGGAGGCCAAUAAUUUUGAGAUUAAGGCGGCAAUCUUGCAAAUGAUGCAGUCCACUGUCCAAUUUGGUGGUUUGCCUUCUGGAGACCCCCAUAUGCACUUGGCAAAUUUCUUGGAGUUGCGUGAUACCUUCAAAUAUAAUGGGGUCAGUGAUGAUGCUAUACUGUUGAUACUCUUCCCAUUUUCUCUAUGGGAAGAGCUAAGAGCUGACUUAAUUCACUUCAGGCAAAUUCGAUUAAUACUUGGCAAGACAUUGCUUAGAAAUUUUUGGCUAAGCUUUUCCCUCUCUCGAAGGCUGCUAAAUUGA
This is a messenger RNA of Humulus lupulus (European hop), 441 nucleotides long. RefSeq lists its product as uncharacterized. The transcript has a single exon. The coding region runs from base 1 to 441 and encodes 146 amino acids. The record is from RefSeq and is a predicted model, not a curated record. NCBI's taxonomy places the organism in Eukaryota, Viridiplantae, Streptophyta, Magnoliopsida, Rosales, Cannabaceae.